GAUCCCCCAAUUCCGGAUACUACUGAGGAAGAUUGUCCCCUUUACCAUGCUAGGGCCUCAAGCUGUUUGCAUCAUUCCUGCUACAGGUUUAAUUUCAAGUGCUACACUUAAACUGCCUGAUUCUUCUAGAGUGUUGGUUUGUUUUCAAAUUGUUGUGUUAUUUGGGAUUGUAUUUGCAUCGUAAGAGGAUCAUCAUCAUCUAAUGCAAGAAAAAGAGGUCGAGGGAAAACAAAGAAUAAAAUACUAACAUCUUUGGCUCCUGGUCAAAAAUUGCCAUUGGAAUUCAAUAAUUAUGGUCAAGCCAUUGGAUCAAAUGCUAAUGUGUUUGCAAGUCAUAUUGGCAAGAUUGUUAAAGUAUGUGAAGAUGCACCAAUUUCUUGCAAGUGUUGGGAAGAUGUUCCACAAGACAAUAAGAAUAAAAUGUAUUCUUAUGUACUGGAGAAAUUUGAAUUUGAUGAAAACGAAGUAAGAAAAAAUUGGAUCUUUGGACAGAUGGGAAGGGCUUUUACAAACCAUAGAUAUAAGUUGAAGGUUGACUAUUAUGAUGCAUAUGACAAUGAUGAUGAUCGAAUUAAGUUUUCUCCAACAUCAAUCGACCAAGGACAAUGGAGACAAUGUGUCAGUUGGUUGAGCUCACAUGAGUUUCAAGUUUCUUGUGCUCGUAAUAAGUCUAAUUGGUCAAAGCAAACAAUGACUAAAACUACAAGCACUAGAAGUUUUGCUCCAGUUAGAGCUGAACAGGCUAAAAUAUUAGGACAUGAACCGUCUGCAUGGGAAAUGUUCAAGGUGACACACAAGAAAAAAGAUGGGUCAAUGGUUGAUUCCACAUCAAAAGAAUAG
This is a messenger RNA of Diospyros lotus (date-plum), 840 nucleotides long. RefSeq lists its product as uncharacterized. Lineage: Eukaryota; Viridiplantae; Streptophyta; Magnoliopsida; Ericales; Ebenaceae. The transcript has 7 exons. Bases 421 to 840 code for a protein of 139 amino acids. The record is from RefSeq and is a predicted model, not a curated record.